Molecule: messenger RNA, 909 nt
Organism: Rhipicephalus microplus (southern cattle tick)
Lineage: Eukaryota; Metazoa; Arthropoda; Arachnida; Ixodida; Ixodidae
Source: RefSeq, a predicted model, not a curated record
ACACUCAAUAAUGAUGGAGAAGACGUGGAGCUUUCGUAUGAUUCUUUCUGUGGCCACUUGUGCCAUUGUUUUGUGUAUAAUGCUCGACGAAAAGACUUAUGGCGCUAGUGCAGAACCCGCUCCUCUACCGAUACGGAGACUUAGACCUAGACCGAGACCAAGACCAAGACCUAGACCGGCUUCUGGUAAAGCGUCGUCUACGAAAACCAAGACUUCAACUUCAAAACUUUCUGCUGGCCCUUCAUCACAGGAAUCAACAAAAUCUCCUGGAGAUGGCUCCUCUCCUGAAGCUACAGAAGCUUCGGGAUCUGCAGCGUCUUCUACACCAGCUGCAAGCCCUGGAACUUCUCUGCCUAACUUGGCUCGAAUGGGCGGAAUGAAUGCAAUGGGCGCAAUGAAUCCAAUGGCCGCAAUGACCGGAAUGUACGGCAUGCCUGGCAUGGCUGGCAUGUACGGAAUGCCUGGAAUGCUUGGAGCAGGUGGACUUAUGGGAUCUCUUGCAGGUUCCGCAGUUCCUCUCGCUCAAAGUGUGGGGAGCGCCAUUGGUGCUAUUCAAUCGGUUGCAAGCCGCCCCAACCAUCAGUCUGCAGCUGCUUAUCAAACUCCAUAUCAAGAUUACACUCAAAAUGGCCAAUCAGCGCAGCAACAGGCACCGCAACAGUUGCCGCAAGAGGCACCGCAACAGGUGCAGCAACAAGUACCGCAACAGGGGCAAGAAGCAACGCAACAGGUGCCGCAAGAGGUACCGCAACAGGUGCCGCAAGAGGUACCGCAACAGGUGCAAGAAGUGGUACCGCAACAGAUGCAGCAAGAUGGAGGCGCAGUUAAUCAAACCUCAUCGUAGGUUCUUCGACGAAGUUUUGGGGCAUGAAAAUUAGAAAUGUGCAAUAAAACACGCCGUUCAUGUCA